GAAAAGAAAAAUAAAACAAAAUUUAUCUCUCUCGUUACUGUCUAAACUAAAGCCACCCUACUCGGCCAAAGUCUCUCUCUCCCAUUCCAUUUCUUCAUCUUCUCAGUUGGAGAAAUCCAAGAGAGUGAAACCGAUUGUUGUCGAUCAAAGGCGCUGCCGGAUUUCAGAUUUCAAUACAACAUUCGGAUCAGAAUAAUGUGGCGAAGACUCGCGGUUCAGCUACGAACUCUCGGCCCGGCCCGAUGCGCAUCCAGCCCGGUCCGAUGCGCCGCCGCAUCUUCGGUCGCUCCAAGGAGUCUCCCCCGACCAGCCGGCGGCUCCUCUCACCAUUUCUCUACAUCUGGGACUGCGUCUGCAUUAAGAGUAGAGGAUGUAGUGCCCGUGCCCAUCGCCACUGGUCAUGAGCGAGAAGAGUUGGAAGCUGAGCUUCAAGGAAGGGACAUUCUCGAAAUCAACCACCCAUCGGGUCCCUUUGGAACGAAGGAAGCCCCUGCCGUGAUUAAGUCUUAUUACGACAAAAGAAUUGUGGGAUGCCCUGGUGGUGAAGGAGAGGAUGAGCAUGAUGUUGUUUGGUUUUGGCUAGAGAAGGGCAAGCCACAUGAAUGCCCAGUAUGCUCACAGUAUUUUACGUUGGAAGUGGUAGGCCCGGGCGGACCACCAGACGGACAUGGAGAUGAAGAUGAUGAUGGUCUUCUUCACUAAAAGCUAGUCGGCAAAUUUGCUGCCAGAAUAAGAUCUGGUGACAGGAUGAGGAGUUCUGUAAUAUUCUUCAGGUUUUGAAGCUCAUUGGUUUUCAGAACGAACUGCUUUCACUAUGGCGUUGUUGCUUUGGCAACAAUUGAACCCUAUCUCUCCUCGCCUUCGUUUUUUGGAUUUACAACAUGGGAAGUUGAUCCAUAGAAAUUAUGGAUUUCAAACCAUUGAGGAUACAAUAAUUGUUGACAACAUUUAGUUCAGUCUAGUUACAUUUUCUUGUUCUGCUCUUCUGCAGAACUUUCAGAUGCCACACUUGAUAUCCAAUAUCUUUUUUUUUGCAAUUUAUUUUUCAAGUUCCAUA
This is a messenger RNA of Salvia miltiorrhiza (redroot sage), 1057 nucleotides long. Its product is annotated as putative cytochrome c oxidase subunit 5b-like. The record is from RefSeq and is a predicted model, not a curated record. The transcript has 6 exons. Gene Ontology annotation, biological process: mitochondrial electron transport, cytochrome c to oxygen. Lineage: Eukaryota; Viridiplantae; Streptophyta; Magnoliopsida; Lamiales; Lamiaceae. Gene Ontology annotation, cellular component: mitochondrial envelope. The coding region runs from base 196 to 702 and encodes 168 amino acids.